AUGGAGGAAGUUAGACGUAUUAAUGGCCAGCUACUUUACUGUGACACAGAUUCAAUCUUCUAUGUCACAAAACGUGGGGGAAAUUAUGUGGACGAGGGUGAGGCUCUGGGUCAAAUGAAACGUGAACAUCCUACUAGGCGCAUACUAGAAUUUAUUGCUGGAGGGCCUAAAAACUAUGGUUACCGCCACGUUGACAAGGGAACUGGCUUCGAUGAAAGAGCUGAACUAAAAAUAAGAUCUUUCCCCCUUUCUUAUGCGACACACCAAUUGCUUAAUUUUGAAACAAUGAGACAACUUGUUAUUAGUCAAUUUAACAUUGACGGAGAAAUGGACGAAAUGUUUUCCGAAAAUUUUAUGUUUGAACCUGCCAACAUGAUUAGGGUUGAAUUUCCCCAAAUUGGCCGGACCCAGCGUUCUGAUUUAUAUACAAUGAUGACUAGAAGAGACUAUAGAGCAUGUUUUGAAAAAGGAAGGAUACGCCCAAAUAUGGAAACACUUCCCUUUGGGCAUGUAAAUUAUAAUGAACAACAACGACAUGAGUUUGUUCCAAAUACAUUCUCUGAUCAAAUUGAAUACCAAAAUAUUGUUCCAAGAAAUCACCAUCUAAAUUUACAAGAUAUUCCUGGCUCUUCAAAUUGGACUGAUGUAGAUUAUUUGCACAGAUAUAGAUAA
Messenger RNA from Meloidogyne enterolobii, 672 nucleotides. NCBI's taxonomy places the organism in Eukaryota, Metazoa, Nematoda, Chromadorea, Rhabditida, Meloidogynidae. The record is from the annotation of a GenBank genome assembly.